AUGGACAAAACGCUGACUGAGUUGCAUGGGAUGCUAAAGACAGCUGAGGAAAGCAUCAAGAAAAGUUCCAAUCAUGUGAUGAUGGUUCAAAACGAUAAGGAUAAGAAGAGGAAGCGAUGGCCGUCUAAGGUGAAAGCUAAAGGAAAGGUUCCUGCAGCUGAGACCUCAAAGACUAAGCCUGCUGUGAAGGCCAAGUCUGGCCCCUCUCCUGAUGAUGAAUGGUUCCACUGCAAGGGUAAGGGGCAUUGGUCAAGAAAUUGCAAGAAGUACUUGGAAGAUAAGAAAAAGAAGGGAGGUUCGACUUCCGCUUCAGGUAUUUAUCUUACAGAAAUUAACAUUGCUAUAUCUUCUAGUGAUUCAUGGGGCACGAUCGCCGGCCUAUUUAUGAAGUGUGUUUCCACUAAGGAAGGACAGGACCUCAUCGUCGACAUCCACACCGGCGAAUGCGGCAAUCACGCCGUGCCUAAGACCCUUGUGACCAAGGUGUACAAGCACGGAUUCUGGUGGCCUACCGCAGUAUCAGACGCCGAAGAGCUCGUGAAAAGGUGUGAGGGAUGCGCGGGAGGGUACGAGCACUUCUAUGUCACCAUCGACAAGUUCACAAAGUGGAUCGAGUACAAACCGGUCGCCAACUUAAAGGUAGAGAAAGCUGUCGAAUUCUUCACCGACAUCAUCCACCGCUUCGGCGUGCCUAACCGGAUCAUUACUGAUCUCGGUUCCCAGUUCACGGGCUCCGAAUUCUUCAACUUCUAUGAGGAUAACUGCAUCCAAGUCUACUACGCGUCGGUGGCCCACCUGCGUACCAAUGGCCAAGCAGAGAGAGCCAACAGAGCAAUCCUUGACGUACUCCGGUCCAAAAUGUACAAACGGAUGGAGGUGUUCGAGCGGGCAUGGGUCAAAGAGCUCCCACACGUCAUCUGGGGCCUCAGAACCCAGCCAUGUCGGACCACGGGUCAUACCCCCUUCUUCCUGGUCUACGGCUCGGAAGCUAUCCUUCCAGCUGACAUCAAGUACGGGGCCCCCCGAGUGCAGUACUAUGAUCAAGACAAAGCUGAGAUGUCCCGGUGUUUCGAUCUGGACAACAAGGAGGAAGAGCUUGCCACAGUGGAAAUGCGCCACGCGCGUUAUGAACAGAAAGUGCGGCGUUAUCAUGACCGCAACAUCAAGCACCGUGAUUUCACAGUAGGGACAAUGAUCCUCCGGCGCAUCCAAGGCAACGUGCGCAAAUUUAGGCCCCUAUGGGACGGCCCCUUCAUAGUGAAGAAGAUUAUCACACUGGGAUACACAACAUGA
This is a messenger RNA of Panicum virgatum (switchgrass), 1293 nucleotides long. RefSeq lists its product as uncharacterized. The transcript is spliced from 4 exons. The record is from RefSeq and is a predicted model, not a curated record. NCBI's taxonomy places the organism in Eukaryota, Viridiplantae, Streptophyta, Magnoliopsida, Poales, Poaceae. Gene Ontology annotation, molecular function: nucleic acid binding. Bases 1 to 1293 code for a protein of 430 amino acids. Gene Ontology annotation, biological process: DNA integration.